Molecule: messenger RNA, 483 nt
Organism: Culicoides brevitarsis
Lineage: Eukaryota; Metazoa; Arthropoda; Insecta; Diptera; Ceratopogonidae
Gene: ATPsynE
Product: ATP synthase subunit e, mitochondrial
Exons: 3
Coding region: 108-359 (83 amino acids)
Biological process (GO): proton motive force-driven ATP synthesis
Molecular function (GO): proton transmembrane transporter activity
Source: RefSeq, a predicted model, not a curated record
AAUCGUCGAAAAACAUCACUUUCUGUCAUUCGAAAAAUUAUUUCGCAGUCGUCUGCUGGCCAAGUUUUUCCGAUUUUUCAAAGGGAUUUUCAAAUACACGAGCAAUAAUGGCUGAUUUAGGAGCACCCGUCAGAGUUUCUCCAUUGAUUAAGUUCGGAAGAUGGUCAUUCUUGGCUGUCGGAGUCGCCUAUGGAGCUUACCAUCAAAACAGAUUGUCCAAGAAGGCUGCCAAAGAACGUGAAAUCGAGGCCCAAAAGAAGGUUGUGCGCGAUGCACAAAUGGCCGCAGAGAAGAAGAAGGCUCAAGAACGUGAAGCCGCUGAAUGGGAAAGAAUGUCUGCUCCAGCGCCCAAGAAGUAAAUUGUGUGUUCUUCUUCUGAAAGAUGUUAAUCACGUAUCUAGCCUGUCAUAAAAUAAAACAUAAUUAUUAAUUCGAAAAUGUCCAGUUCAACGGGAUAAAAAUAAAUUUAAUUUCAAUCGGAAA